Triticum dicoccoides is the source of this 1828-nucleotide messenger RNA. Its product is annotated as indolin-2-one monooxygenase-like. The record is from RefSeq and is a predicted model, not a curated record. NCBI's taxonomy places the organism in Eukaryota, Viridiplantae, Streptophyta, Magnoliopsida, Poales, Poaceae. Bases 59 to 1654 code for a protein of 531 amino acids. Gene Ontology annotation, molecular function: heme binding; oxidoreductase activity, acting on paired donors, with incorporation or reduction of molecular oxygen; monooxygenase activity. The transcript is spliced from 2 exons.
AUAGCAUCAUCAGGAUUAUACCACAUUAUCAGUACGCCAUCUGCCUUGGAUUGGAUCCAUGGCUGGUGAAGCAGCGAUCCAUGGCGCACCCACAUCUGCACAAGCAUUGCUUCUUCUGUUCCUCGUCCCACUCGUUCUACUGCUCAGCGGUGCGAAAAGAUGGAGCCGGAGGAGCAAGCAGCGGCUGAACCUGCCGCUCCCACCUUCCCCUCCGCGCGCACUCCCGGUGAUCGGGCACCUCCACCUCGUCGGCCCCCUCCCUCACGUCUCCUUCCGCGACCUUGCCGGUAAGCACGGCCGGGACCUCAUGCUCCUCCGCCUCGGCUCGGUGAACACGGUGGUCGUGUCCUCGCCGCGCGCGGCCGCGGCCGUCCUGCGCACGCACGACCACGCUCUCGCGUCCAGGUCGCGCUCCGCCGUCGCCGACAUCAUCUUCUACAAGCGGACCGACGUCGCCUUCGCGCCAUAUGGCGAGCCCUGGAGACAGGCCAGGAAGGUGGUCACCACGCACAUGCUCAGCGCCAAGAAGGUGCACUCGUUCCGCCACGACCGUGAGGAGGAGGCGCGGAUAACCGUGGCCAAGAUUCGCGCCGCGGCGGAGACCGCGGUGCCCGUGGACAUGAGCGAGCUCCUGGGCUCGUACGCGAACGACGUGGUGUGCCGGGCGGUGCUCGGGAGAAACCACCGCGACGAUGGCAGAAACAAGCUGCUCCGCCAGCUGAUCGACAUCAACAUGUCGCUGCUUGGAGGGUUCAACGUCGAGGACUACUUCCCGAGCUUGGCAGUGGCGGACGUGUUCACCGGCAUGGUGGUGUGCCCCAGGGCUAGGAGGGUUCGCAAGAGGUGGGACGAGCUGCUCCACAAGCUCAUUGACGAGCACGGGCGCCUGCGCGAGCAGGACGAUGCCAGCGCAGACUUCAUACACGUGUUGCUCGCCCAGCAGGAAGAGUACGGCCUCACCACAGACAACGUCAAGGCGAUCUUGCUGGACAUGUUUGAAGCGGGGACAGAGACGACAUAUCUGGUGCUGGAAUUCGCGAUGGCAGAGCUGAUGAACAACCGGCACGUCAUGGCCAAACUGCAAGCGGAGGUGAGGAGGAGGCGUGCGCCGGCGGCGGCCGUAGGCAAGGACGACGAAGGAGAAUCAGCACAAGACGUGGUCACGGAGGAGGAGCUAGGAGACAUGGCCUACCUGAAGGCCACCGUGAAGGAGACGCUGAGGCUGCACCCGCCGGUGCCGCUGCUCCUCCCCCACCUCUCGAUCGCCGACUGCGAGGUCGACGGCUACGCGAUCCCUGCCGGGACGCGGCUCAUGGUCAACGCGUGGGCCCUCGCGAGGGACCCCGCGUCCUGGGAGGCGCCGGACGAGUUCGCGCCGGAGAGGUUCCUCCAGGGAGGCAGCGCGGCGGCGGUGGACAGCAAGGGGAAGGACUUUGAGUUUCUGCCGUUCGGGUCCGGGCGGAGGAUCUGCCCCGGCAUAAACUUCGCCAACACCGCCGUGGAGAUGAUGCUAGCAAACCUCGUGUACCAUUUCGACUGGGAGCUGCCACCGGGGACGAAGGAGGUCGACAUGACUGAGGUGUUCAGCUUGUCGAUCCGCCGUAAGGAGAAGCUCCCCCUUGUUCCAACUCCAAGAUCUUGCCGAGAGGAGUGAGGGGGGUGCUUGUUGUUUCGAAAAAGCAUUUAAUUAGGUGCGUGCAAUCAAUCUGCGUAUACUCAAGAUCUUGAUAAGUAAUCUACUCCCUCCGUUCCUAAAUAUUUGUCUUUCUAGAGAUUUCAACAAGUGACUACAUACGAAAUAAAAUGAGUGAAUCUACAUUCUAAAAUA